Molecule: messenger RNA, 996 nt
Organism: Schizosaccharomyces osmophilus
Lineage: Eukaryota; Fungi; Ascomycota; Schizosaccharomycetes; Schizosaccharomycetales; Schizosaccharomycetaceae
Product: protein repair carboxyl methyl esterase
Exons: 1
Coding region: 1-996 (331 amino acids)
Biological process (GO): protein demethylation
Molecular function (GO): protein methylesterase activity
Source: RefSeq, a predicted model, not a curated record
AUGUCAUUUCGGGACCAGUCAUUACGAUCAUUAAUUCAACAGAAUCUCAAGAAAACGCUACCUUUGAAACCAGAAGAAAAGAUUUCUUAUGAGUCAAGCCUGAGCAAUUGGGGAAACUAUUUUCAAGAAAGGAUAGAAAUACCUACUGGUCAUGGAGACUUAAUUGGGUAUUUAACUCUGCCACAGCCAGACAGCUGUUUGUUUGUGCUUCAGCAUGGUGCAGGUUCAAGCGCUAUGUCUUUUGCUCCAAUGAUCCCUGAACUAUUAUCUGAGUCAGAAAAUAAGGGAGGAUUUCUUUCCUUGGAUCUUCGAGCCCAUGGUGAAACAAAUGUUCAACCAGAAACAGAUAUGUCUCUCCAGGCGCUGACAAACGAUUUUGUACAUGCAGUUCAGUAUGUCCAAAACAUAUUUCGUCUGGAGGAAAAGCUGAUUUUGGUGGGCCAUAGUCUGGGUGGAUCCAUUUGCACAGAAGCUGCAUAUGAAAAGAGACUUCCAAAUGUUUCUGGUUUGGUUAUCAUUGAUGCCAUUGAAGGUUCAGCAAUUGAGUCUUUUAACUACAUGCGUAGGUAUAUUUCUACACGUCCUGCUUCUUUUUCUUCUGUAGAGGAAGCUAUAAGCUGGCAUUUGAAAACACUAACCAUCCGGCAAAGCAGUUCCGCCUGCAUCACCGUACCCUCUUUGCUGGUUCCUUCGGAAGAUAAAAGCUGUUACACUUGGAGAACGGACUUAGCUUCCACUUCUCCUUUUUGGUCAGAUUGGUUCACUGGUUUAAGUGACAAGUUCCUGACAGCAGCAUGUGGAAAACUGCUCAUCGUGGCCGCUGCGGAUCGAUUAGACAAAAGCUUAAUUAUUGGACAAAUGCAGGGAAAAUACCAACUUGAGAUAUCCCCAGCUUCUGGUCAUUUUGUUCAUGAAGACGCUCCCGUUCAAAUGGCUUCCCUCUUAAUCAAAUUUUGGCAUCGUAAUCAACCUUUAGUUUUACCAUUAAAAUUCUAA